Messenger RNA from Stereum hirsutum FP-91666 SS1, 4443 nucleotides. Its product is annotated as TPR-like protein. The transcript has 13 exons. Bases 48 to 2720 code for a protein of 890 amino acids. The record is from RefSeq and is a predicted model, not a curated record. Lineage: Eukaryota; Fungi; Basidiomycota; Agaricomycetes; Russulales; Stereaceae. Gene Ontology annotation, molecular function: protein binding.
CCUGGAGAAGAAAAUAAUUACACAUAACUGACAGGCGUUCAUACACAAUGACUAUGCCUCCCAGUAUCAGCCUCGAAUCCUCUUUACUGACAGGCGAAUGGGAUGAUACUGCCGACCUGUCGCUUGAUUCCACGCUGUGCAAGUUGGUCAAAGAUGUGGUCCACGGUUCUUUCAAGGACGUGCUGACGUCUCCGCUUACCCGGCAACUCUUGUCGACCUCGCCAAACCUGUCCGCGAACGAUCCGAUAUCCUCAUGGUUCUCCUUCCAACCAGCGCAAAAUUACGGGCAGGAGCUUUCCAGGCUAGCCGUUGCAGUCGCCUUCCUCAAUGCUUUCAUGCAGGUAAACUGGACAGGUCCUGAUUUAGACGUCAAGCCCUUUGACGUCCUCGGCACUUCCGAAUCGUUGACCGACGAUAUCCUGGACCAAAAAUCUAUAGCGGAGCUCGCAUAUGGUGGAGAGCCGGCCUACCAUCUUGCCCAAUCCCCAUUCUUCUUCCGAUUGGCACAGAUCCUGUUUCACCUUGAUUACGCUCAUGUCGCCACAAUUCAGUGGUGGCGUCUACGCACUUGGAAUGUCCACGAGCAGCUCCUUGACGAACCAGCAUCUGUCCCCCACGAUGCUAUGAUAUCUAUCGAAAAGCUUGCGCAAUCCCUAGCUCCUCAUCCGGACCUGGUCGGUCGAUUGUGGCUUGAGCGUGGACUACUUGAGCACUACCAAGGGAACGACAAAGCCGCCCUCGAUUUCUUCCUCCGGUCCGCGCGCGCCACAGAACUUCAGUAUGAGCUCACUGGAGCUCUUGGAAAGCGAACAAAGUUCCAGGAGACCGACCAUACGCAGCUCAUUCUCCUCGCCGAGAGUCGAGAUCGUGAUGAUAGCGCCCCAUCGGCUACGCGCCACACAGUGUCUUCACAAUUACCCGAGACGCUGGCACUCAACGACGAUACCCUCCUCGAACAGACGGAGUACACCUCUUCUAAUCCUUCAGCCCCUGGAUCGACUUUAGGCCAUCUUGACCCGUCUUCACAGCCUUCUCUUCAUCCUCUCGAUCAAUGUAUCCUCCUCUCCCUCUGUCUUAACGUUCGAAAUACGUCACCUACCCACGGUCUCACCAACGAGCAGAUGUCUCCCUAUAUCGCUCGUGUCAUCUCCCAUCCGGAAAACUGGUCCGUUCAUACCAUGGCCCUCCUUCUUCGUUCGCGCCUUGAAGCCCACCGCACGCGUACCGUCGAACGAUCCACCCUCCAGCUUCAGGCUCUACUCGAUCAAAUGCCCACAGCAGACUCCAGUCCUCGUGAACGACUCCUUUAUGUUCAUUCCAUCCCUCUUCCUUCCAAGUGGGAGAUGGAGCGGGAGCUUGCCCUUCGUUUCCUGAGCAUCGGUGUUGUCAAAUCAGCGCUAGAGAUCUUCGAACGCCUGGAGAUGUGGGAGGAGGCAGUCAAGUGUUGGCAGGCUCUCGAACAAUCGGACAAGGCUAUCAAUGUCGUCCGCGAUCUUCUCGAGGGCCGAAAAGCAGAGGCUGACGCUGUCCUCGUUCGAUCGAAAUCCCUCUCCACGACCAAACGCUCCUCAUUUGACGCCGCCCGCGAAGCCAAACUCUGGUGUUUACUGGGCGAUCUUGAACCAGCAUUAGCGGAGAAGCACUAUACGCAUGCAUGGGAGUUUUCGAAGAACACCGCCGGACGGGCAAUGCGUAGUUUGGGCGGGUGGCACUUCGCCAGGGGAGAGUGGGAGGAGACAGCGGAGUGUUUGAGGAAAGCGGUGGCGAUCAAUCCGUUGAUGUCGAGGAGUUGGUUCAUCCUUGGAUGCGCGUGUGUGAGAUUGCAGGAUUGGCCUGGGGCGAGGGACGCGUUUGCGCGGUGUGUGGCGCUCGAUGAAGAGGACGGGGAGAGCUGGAACAACCUGGCGACGGUUUAUCUAAGAAUGAAGGGUUCGGAUAAAAAGACUAUCGAGGGAGUCGCCGAAAAGGAGGAUUCCGAUGAGACAGACCUGACCAGUAGGAAAACGCCAUCGACCUUUGAUAACAAGAUGCUCGCUUUCCGCGCUCUGAAACAAGGCCUCAAAUUCUCUUACGAUAAUUGGCGGAUGUGGUCCAACUACAUGAUCAUCGCCAUGGACAUCGGAGAGCUCUCUGAAGCGUGCAGGGCCCUUGGUCGGAUAGUCGAAGAACGUGCAGCAAAAGAUGGGGAAGAAGCCGUAGACGAAGACGUUCUCGACCGUCUAGUUGACGCUGUUACGCGUGCUCCCGCGAACCAAAACGACGCUGUCGACGGUGCUACCGGAAGUGUUCCAAUGCAUAACCCGAACGAGGGACAUGGGUUGGCGAGACGCGUGGAGGAUUUGUUUGUGCGGAUCAUUCUUCCUCGCGUUUCUUCGCCGCGUGUAUUCCGGGCAAGAGCUCGACUCUUGACCUGGCAAUCAAAGUGGGAAGACGCCUUAAAGGCGUAUAUGGAAGCGUACAGGUUGAGUGUGGCGGGUACGAUGGAGAAGGGCGAGACGGAUGUAGAGCGAUUCAAGGAAGCUGUGAGGGAGGUGGAAGAGAUCGUUGAGAUGCUGAGGAACUUCGGGCCGAGGGUGGGAGAGGGUGCGGGUAGGAAGUGGGCGGUACAGGCGAGGAGUAUAUUGAGGACAUUCAUGGGAAGGGCGAGGGAAAACUUUGAGGAUGAAAAAGAGUGGGUGCGGUUGGAGGAGCUGAUGGAGGAGAUCAAGAGCGAAAUUUAGGUCUUGACAACUAACACAACAUCAGCAAAUCUUCUGCCCGAGAUCGUCAUACUCAUACCCCUCUAACCAAUACCUGUCGUCCAUCGUCAACGUUCCUGCCUCAAGCUUCGGCCUAACUUCGGCCUCAAUCUCCUCGAAAUCCUCCAUGAAUCCUUCCGCUUGACGUAUCAUCGUGAUCUCCCGGUCCCAAAUCUGCUUGGACGCUACGAUAGAGUCGCGUAUCUCAGGGAUGAGAGGGAGGGUCUCAGAUAAUUUGGCAUGAGAGCGGCAUAAGGAGAUCAUAGCAACACAUUUCCAAUAACAGUGAUAUUCAUCAUCUUUGGGAUAUAUAUUUGACGCCUCGAGAUACUUCCGCCCAGAUUGGCCAAAUAGAUCCAAUAUUCUCUCCUUCUCUUCGCGAGGGCAGGCUUGAGCAAGUUGAUUGAAGACAAAUCCCUGGGUUUUGAGGGCGACGGCUUUGGGGUACCGAUAGAAUGCGUUCGUGAAACCAGGACCCAUCUUCAUUACUUCUGGAAGACUAUCCUUCGCAGCCUCCACCUCAUUCAAAGCGGCCUGAGCUAAACAUUGAAGCCCGUAUAGCGUGAAUCGAGCGUCUACGCCUUCUGUGGUGCGAAAUGCCUGGACAAAAUGCUCUAGCCGCAUGGUCCGUACUCCUCUGAUCCAGGUAUCUUCCAAUACUGAACCCCUUUCAUCUCGGCUGGCGGUGGCCCACUCCUGUUGACCCCAAGCGAGAAUGUCUAACGCUUUAUCGAGUAGACCAGUCGACUUGAUAUGAUCGUUCAUGACGGUAGCUCGGGUGAACGCUAACAUAACGAGCUUCCGUACAACGGUCCCAAAAGCAGGCCGAGAGAGCUUAAAGCCACCCUCUAGAAAGAGUCGCUUUAUCUGGCCCGUAAUGGUAGGGAUAGACUCAGAUGCAGAAGGUGCGCGUGUCUGAGACUCCUCGAAAUGUGCAUUCAAAUCAAACUUGGCAAACCAUUCGCUGCUAUCAAUAUGGAAAAUACGACAGUCGUCUAAUACAGCAUUUGUGAAGUACAUGAGGGCCCCAGUCGACCCCGCGUACGUUACAAGGCCGCCUUGGCCCGUCAUCUUUCUGAUGGUCUUCAUGCAUUUUUCACCCUCUACCCAACACUGAAUGGACAGUGAAAGCGUAUCUAUGGUGAAUGGGAAAGGAACGUACUGCGUAUGCCUCCUUGAUCGCCCAGGCGCUACUCGUGAUAUCACCAGCAUCAUACAAUGGCAUUACCAUCGCCAACGCCCUCGUCCAAGGUGCAUCCUCGAUACGAAACUGAGAAAUUGGGGCUCUAUCGUCAGGUUCUGGCACGGCGCUGGGCAAUCCAUCAGUUGUGAGCCUCCGAAGAGAUUCAGUGUAUUGUUUCUUUUGCGUCAGUUCGGAAGGUGACAAAUUCUCUUUGGAGAGCAGAGCUAAGGCUCUUUGCCAACUAGCAAUGGCAUCGACCGGAAGAUGCAUAGCCUAUGCGCAAAUGUCAAAGUGGACACUAUUUCCGGAUGAAACCGUGGUAUCCACCUGUUGUGCAGUCGCCAAUCGUGCCCAAGCUUUUGGAAACAUAGGGUCAAUAUCGGUACCCUUUUUCGCAUCACUUGCAGCCUCCGGGUACUUCUUUAAGGAGGCGUUACAAGCAGAUUUAUUCGUGUGCAUGACAGCUUGAAGCUUCCGGUCCCCGUCGGAAAGAUUGAUCAUGCCCAUGGACCGCAGAGCCUC